Molecule: messenger RNA, 3931 nt
Organism: Rhincodon typus (whale shark)
Lineage: Eukaryota; Metazoa; Chordata; Chondrichthyes; Orectolobiformes; Rhincodontidae
Gene: gpm6ab
Product: glycoprotein M6Ab
Exons: 7
Coding region: 1-1452 (483 amino acids)
Biological process (GO): neuron projection development
Cellular component (GO): plasma membrane; neuronal cell body; axonal growth cone
Source: RefSeq, a predicted model, not a curated record
AUGCGACGACUGAAACGGACUGCCCUUCCCACCAUCCAACCAAAACUAUCGAUCCGCUAUGUGGAUGACACCUUUGACAUUAUCAAAUGCUCUCAACUUGAGGAAACCCUUUUACUCAUCAACAAAAUCCUCAGCGACAUAAAAUUCACCAGCGAAGAGGAGGACAAUGACAGGCUUCCCUUUGUGGAUGUAGUGGUCAAACAUAAAGCCAACGGUGAGCUCCAGACCAGCGUACACAGGGAGGCCACCCAUACAGAUCAGGUAUUCAACUACAAUAGCAAUCAUCCCAAUACCCCCAAAUGGACCUGCAUCAAAACGCUGUUCAAGCGAGCUGCAACACACUGCAGCACCGUGGAGCUGCGCAAAGCUGAGGAAGAACACCUUUCCAGCAUCUUUAGAAACAACGGUUACCUGAAAAGCGUAGUCCGCCGAUACCUACACAACAGACCACAACAGGAAGACACAACAUGUUCAGAGACACUCGUCACUCUAACAUACAUUAAGGACAUAUCUGAGAUGACCACCAGAUUUCUCCAUCCCCUCGGCAUCAUGGUAGCCCACAAACCGAAGGCUUCGCUACGACAGCCGCUGAUGAGAAUAAAGGAUCCGACAACCGCAACUAAUGGAACCAAUGUUAUUUACAAGUUACCAUGGUGCUUUGAGUGUUGCAUCAAGUGUCUGGGUGGUAUUCCCUAUGCAUCGCUGAUAGCCACUAUCCUCCUGUACGCUGGUGUGGCACUGUUCUGUGGCUGUGGUCAUGAAGCCCUCUCUGGAACAGUCACAAUCCUGCAGAAUAACUUUGAGGUGGUAAAAGGUGCUGGAGAUGCCAUAGAUAUUUUCACUAUGAUUGAUAUCUUCAAGUAUGUCAUCUAUGGUGUGGCAGCUGCCUUCUUUGUAUAUGGCAUUCUGCUGAUGGUCGAAGGAUUUUUUACAACUGGUGCCAUUAAGGAUCUUUAUGGAGACUUCAAGAUCACUACCUGCGGUCGAUGCGUUAGUGGCUGGUUUAUCAUGCUGACUUACAUCUUCAUGCUGGCAUGGCUGGGAGUGACAGCCUUCACCUCACUGCCUGUCUUCAUGUACUUCAACAUCUGGACACUCUGUCAGAACAUCACCGUCAUGGAGUCCAUUGACCUCUGCUUUGAUAUUCGUCAGUUUGGUAUUGUGCCUAUUCAUGAGCCGAAGAUGGUCUGCACUUUGAAUGAGAACUUCAACAAACUCUGCCAAUCCAACGAUUUGAACAUGACAUUCCAUUUGUUCAUUGUGGCACUGGCUGGAGCAGGAGCAGCAGUCAUUGCUAUGGUUCAUUACCUAAUGGUGCUCUCUGCCAACUGGGCCUACGUGAAAGAUGCUUGUCGGAUGCAAAAGUACGAGGAUAUCAAGUCAAAGGAGGAGCAGGAGUUGCAUGACAUCCAUUCUACCCGUUCGAAAGAGCGGUUAAAUGCCUAUACAUAAAAUGUCCUUCCCCCUUACUUGCAACAGUCACUUCUUUGUGUCUGGCUAAAACUUAACAACUGACUCACAACCCUGGUUACCAGUUCAGUAAGUUCCUAUGUGAUUUGCCCACACAUUUUUUUUUGAAAAAGUGAUUUAAAAAUCCAAAUGCCUCACCAUUUAGGAGAAAGGACAAACGUCAUUCCACGAACAAAAUUCCAUUGGGUUUGUGAAAUGUUCCUUCUGAUCAUUUUUUCUUAAAUGAGACUUUGAUAUUUGUGAUUUUUUAAAAAGAUAAUUCUUCUCUCUUAUUUUUAUUGAUAGAAAAUUUUUAAUGGAACCAUAUAUAAAGGGAAAGAGAGAGAUCUAUGCUCAAGUUGGGAAAUCACUGUGGCUGAUUUCAUUAAAUAAAUGCUUAAAGCACUCAUAUCAAAUUCCUCUAUUUCCCAUUUAAUGGAGUUUUCUAAUGGAUUAUUUCUUUGAUUAAAGAGGAGAUUUUGAUACCACCAUGAUAACUUAUGUGCUACAAACCACCUGUAGUCAUUUCCAUGCCAUUGUUUUCCCUGUUUAAAUUUUCUGAAUGUCAGAUGAUUAUUUGAAUUUCUCGUGACCUGAUGAUCCUAAUAAUCAGUUUUCUUUACAUUGCAUCCUGAGUUUUCCUACUUAGUUCCAUUAAGAAAAUGUAGCUCUGGGAACCCACAUAGGUCCUAGCGAUGCCUGUCUAUUUGUGGAACAUUCUUUAUUCCAGUCCUGCUCAGUGCCCCUCUCCUUCACCACCUCCUGAUAUCCUGAUGAUUAUGCCAAUGCCUCUAUACAAAUUGGAAAAUUGCAUCAUCCAAAAAUUCCUUGGAUUUCAGGAGUAAACUGAAUAAAAAAGUUUAUACUUGAAAUAUUAACAUAUUUCUGAAUGUUGACAGAUUACUUGUGUACUUCCAGUUGGUCAUUUUAAACAAGGUGAGAUUGUGGGUUGAAUUGAUAGUAUUUGGAGAUUUCAUCCUGUCAUUCCAUUAAUUUACGGUUUAGAGUCCUUUAUUUAGGUUGACUGAGUGUGUCUACCCCUCCUUUGAUUCCUUAAAAUCUUGGCAAUCCCUGCUUUGCUGAGUGCAAUUGGGUUCCACCAGCUUUUCUUUUAAAAAGACUUUUUCACAGGACGAGGUCAGAGGUUUGUUCUCCAUCCCUCAAUUCCCUUGAGAAGUUGGAGUUGAGCUACUUCUUGAUCUUCCAUUGAGGGCUACUUCUCAGUGGCCUUGAUCUUGUGGGGAAAGGAGGCAUUUUGAGGACACUAUCAAGGCCUCGAGAAGUGACUGGACAAAUAAUGAAUGUUCACGUUGCUGCAACGUAACCUGUUUCAUAGGAGCUUACUGCUACAGGACACACACUCCCACAUUCUGUUUCAUCUGGACCUUUGCUUAGCGACUGCAUUUUGCAAGAACUUUUAACUGGAAUACUUCACAUUUAAAGGGGGGAGGGGGUGUGAGAGUAGGGAAAUAAUGCUUUCAGUUCCCAAUUUGGUUCCGGCAACAAAUAUCCGCUUCAGAUUAAAUGGCCAAUCUUUGACAGUUUAAUCAAGCAUUCUUUGUCGAGUGAAAGUAGACUCAAAGUGUAAAAUAUGUAGUUUCUGACGUGGCUGGGGACAAUAAAGGAAUACAUUUUUUUGUUCAUUGUGAACGUCAUUUUGGCUGCUCAUGGCAAAAAGUUGAUGUUAAAUAUUUAGAUGAGGGAUGAAUGAAGAAAGCUGCCAGUGAAACUUGUAAUGUAAAAGUCAUUGAGAGCAAUCCAUCAAAACUGGACCAAAAUGGGUGUGUUGGAUUUUAUUCUGUAUUGCCUAUUGAUACUGCUCUUUGUACGCAGUAUGGUGUCUCCCUUAACAAUGUAGCCUGAACAAGAUUUCCAUCGGUGUUUUUGGAAGUGAAAUCCUAGUUCGUUUUUCUUUUGGUCCAUUCCUCGGACCCAUUGUGGACUAUGGUGAGCUGUUUCCUGACGUAAGUGCAUUUUUAAUGACAUUAAAGGAAUUGAGAUCCGCUUUAUACUGUAACAGUCAUGCAACAUUUGGUAAUUCCUAAGCGUUUUCUGUAUUAGAUUAAGAACUUUGAUGUAGUUGUUAUUCGUAGCAUGGUUAUACACUAGAUAUGAGAAUAGUUUCUCAAGAGUUGACGGCAAGUUUGUUUUAACAGUAGCCUCUCUUACUGUAUCAGUACUGUGUGCAGUAUUAGGGUGCCUAUGUUUCCAGUAUUAUGUUGCGACUCUCUUCAACAACAUUUUAUUGUAGUGUUGGAUUCCUUUCAUGUGAUAUCUAUAGGUUGUGUCAAUUUAAUCUAUGUCCUUUGAUUCAUAUAUGAUGUCUUGUAUUCGGUAAUAACUUAAUGCUAUUGGCUUUCUGGUACUAGUCUUUGUAUUUUCACAAAGAAUGCUUUGUAGCAGGCUGUAUAAUUAAUCUGUUUUUGUACAUGAAUGUGCCAACAGCUUGACAGUGGCUUUUAUUUGACUGUAGGAAGAAAAU